AUGCAGAUUAGCUUCCAGUCAAGCCUCCUGCUGGCUCUAACGGCCAUUCCCUUAACGGAUGUAACUUCCGCAGAGAAGAUCCUCGGAGCUUAUAUCUUUGCUCGUCAUGGUGAUCGCACCCCCAAAGUGCUGGGAAACACUCAGCUCACCGACCUUGGCUAUAGUGAGGUCUACCAGGCUGGUAGCUACUACCACAGUCGAUACAUUAACUCGACAUCCUCGCAGCACAUUGAGGGCAUCAGUGAUACAGUUGUCAAUCUGAAACAGAUCACCGCCACGGUGCCUUCAGAUACGGUUCUGCAGAACUCAGGAAUUGGUUUCCUGCAGGGUCUCUACCCGCCCGUUGGCAAAGCCGCUAACCAGACCCUGGCCAACAGAACAACUAUUGAGACGCCCUUGGAUGGCUACCAGCUCAUACCCCUGAACCUCAUCUCAAAUGGAAGACACAGUGAAGAUGACUCCUGGCUGCAGGAUUCGACUGACUGCUUAAAUGCUAAAGUCAGCAGUAACAACUAUUACAUCUCACCGCUGUAUAACAACCUUCUGCAUUCCACCAACGACUUUUACAACACCCUCUCAGACGCACUAAACGGCACAUUCACUGAGUCAAAUAUAAGUUUCAGGAGCGCCUACACCAUUUUCGACUAUUUCAACUUCGCCAAGAUCCACAACACAACUGACAUCCUCACAAACGACCAACUGCACCGUCUCUUCCUCCUAGCCAACAUUGAGCAAUAUAAUCUAGCCUACAACUCAUCUGACACAGUCCGCGCCAUUGCAGGCUCGCAACUCGCUGGAGAAAUACUUGAAGCUCUCAAUGAAACGAUUACUAGCCAAGGGCAAAAAAAAUUGAAUAUUCAAUUCGGCUCCUACGGAACAUUUCUCUCGUACUUCGGGCUGGCCGAACUGCCGACAGCAAACGUUAACUUCACCGGAAUCCCAGACUACGCUUCUUCCAUGGCCUGGGAACUAGUCACCAACUCGACCACCGACAGAUUCCCAGAUGCGUCCGAGAUCAACGUCCGUUUUAUCUUCCACAACGGAACAGCCACCGGCUCAGGCCAUCCUCGGGAGUACCCUCUGUACGGACAGACGAGCAACACUAUUCCCUGGUCUAUGUUCGCGGCAGAGACGAAGAAAAUCGCUGUUAUUUCUAACGAAGAGUGGUGUAAAGCAUGCGGUAAUAGCGAUGGCAAGUGCGCGUCAGUUUCCUCUUCUAACUCGGGCUCAGGCUAUGCAGGAUCUGGCUCGAAGAGCAAUGGUGGUAUGUCCAGGCCUGUGGCAGGCGUUAUUGGUGCUAUGGUUGCGCUUGUGGUAAUCUUUGGUCUGGAGGCGCUCUUCCUUCUUCUGGGUGGUUUCAGAAUUACCAAGAAGUGCAAUGCCCAUGCUGAAGGUCAUACUUCAGUCGUUACGGAGACCAAAUCUACUGCCUAG
This is a messenger RNA of Aspergillus tanneri, 1434 nucleotides long. RefSeq lists its product as uncharacterized. Gene Ontology annotation, molecular function: phosphatase activity. Gene Ontology annotation, biological process: dephosphorylation. The record is from RefSeq and is a predicted model, not a curated record. Bases 1 to 1434 code for a protein of 477 amino acids. Lineage: Eukaryota; Fungi; Ascomycota; Eurotiomycetes; Eurotiales; Aspergillaceae. The transcript has a single exon.